Molecule: messenger RNA, 1698 nt
Organism: Talaromyces stipitatus ATCC 10500
Lineage: Eukaryota; Fungi; Ascomycota; Eurotiomycetes; Eurotiales; Trichocomaceae
Product: CobW domain protein
Exons: 5
Coding region: 1-1698 (565 amino acids)
Source: RefSeq, a predicted model, not a curated record
AUGGAGAAGAACAACGACAUCAAAACUCUUCCAGUCACCCUCCUGUCAGGGUUCCUAGGAAGUGGUAAGACUACCCUCCUUGAGUAUAUACUCAAAUCCACCGAUCACGGCCUCAAAAUUGCCGUGAUAGUGAAUGAUAUGGCUUCCCUUAAUAUCGACGCUGCACUUAUCUCACACCACAAAGUCUCCCAGACUCAGGAGAAGCUGAUCCAGCUACAAAAUGGCUGCAUAUGCUGCACUCUUCGAGGUGAUUUACUCGCUGAACUUGCACAUUUGGCUCGCUCACCAGGCAUGGUGGAUUAUGUCAUCAUUGAGAGCACAGGAAUUAGUGAGCCGAUGCAAGUAGCGGAGACAUUUACGUCGGAAUUUAGCGCUGCUAUGAUGGAGCUUGAUCCCGAGCAGAUGGAUAGUACCAGUCAGGAAGAAAGGAAAAUUCUCGAGGAAGUUGCUGAACUAGGAGGACUUCAGAAACUCGCCAAACUCGAUACAACAGUUACAGUUAUUGACGCUUUCAAUCUUUUCUCUAACUUCCAUACCGCCGAAUUCUUAUCCGACCGAUACGGUUCUGACGAGGUUGCGCCAGAAGACGAGAGAACCAUCUCGGACUUGAUGGUUGAUCAGAUUGAGUUUGCGGACGUACUUAUAGUGAACAAGAUUGGUAGUGUUGAUGAACAAGUGCGUCGAAGAAUUCGGGAACUUGUCAAGUUGCUCAAUCCUGACGCCAAAGUCAUCGAGACGAAUUACUCGAGAGUGAAUGUUGCAGAUAUUGUGCAGACCGGUAAAUUUGACUUUGUCAAGGCCGCGUCCGGUGCAGGAUGGCUGAGAAGUCUGCACGAGAUGACGACGAUGAAUACUGCGGAUGGCAAGAAGAGACUGGCACCAAAGCCGGAAACUCUUGAAUACGACAUCAACAAUUUCGUUUAUUCGGCAAGGCGGCCAUUUCAUUCCCGUCGGCUCUUUGCGCUCCUUCAGGACAAGUUCAUCAUUCUUCAGGGACGCGAAACCGAGGAGGCCGACACCGUCGACGGAGAAGAAGAUGACGACCAGGAAAUGAGCGAAGCUGAAGAAGAAGAGGAGACCAAUAAGAUCGCUGAUUUUGAGCAACUCGAACCAUCAGUAAUUCUAGAAAACAAAAGAUUGCACGCAGCUUUUGGCCCUGUACUCCGAUCCAAGGGAUUCUUUUGGCUUGCAACUCGAAGUCUACAAUUUGGUGAAUGGAGUCAGGCAGGCGGUAUCUUGACCAUGAGUUGUGGCGGAGUCUGGUUUUCGGAGCUUCCCCGUGAGAUGUGGCCCAGUGAUAAAGACAUUAUUGCGUCGAUCGAGCGAGAUUUCUCAGGUCAGUGGGGAGAUCGCAGACAGGAAAUUGUUUUUAUUGGGGAGGGAAUCGAUGCUGGCCGGAUAUCGGAUGCCUUGGAUCAGUGCCUCUUGAAUGACAAGGAAAUGUGGCAGUGGGAGAGGAUCAUGAAAAACCCGAAACUGACACCGGUGCAAAAGGAGGAGGCAUUGAAUGAUUUAUGGGAAGACGGUUGGGAGGACUGGCCCGACGUAGAUGUGAUUAACGUGGAUGAGGACGAUGAGAUGCGAGUUCCUCAGGAUGACAGCAUCGCUCGACAGAAGCGAAAAGCGAGUCAUCACUUAGGUCAUGAGCACAAGCAUGGCGGUCAUCAUCAUUCACACGCUCGCGCUAUUCAUGCUUAA